CCUAAGGAAACAGAAAACAAGUUGUGGAAACCAAGAGGGAGACAAGUCAUUUACUUCCCCUCCACAAACCCAAGAGCAUGAAUUAUCUCAUUAGAUUUCUGUUUACCAUAUCUUCUUGUUUCCUCAUUAGCCCGAGCUUUUCUCUUCUUCAAAAACCAUGGAAACCAUGUUAAUAAACUUCUCAUCAUCACCACCCACUUCAUCUUCCCCUUAUUCUCUUUUCAGAUUAGCCAAUUUAAAGUCACAUAUUUCAGAAUUUCCACCUAAACCCAAAACCCAUCUCUUGAACUCUCUAUCUUCUUCCUUUUAUUCAUCAUCAAACGCCCGCAGUUUUCAUUGCAAGAACCAGUUUUUAAAUUUUAGGAGUAGGUUCACUGUUAAAAAAGGACAUGAAUUUAGGUCAUGUGCUGUUUCUGGAUUUGAUUUGGGGAGUUUCGAAUCUGUUUUGGAAGCAGCUGGAGUUUUAACAGCAAUCAUUAUUGUUCAUGAAAGUGGUCACUUUCUUGCUGCUUAUCUUCAGGGAAUUCAUGUAAGUAAAUUUGCAGUUGGGUUUGGUCCAAUUUUAGCUAAGUUUAAUGCUAGGAAUGUUGAGUAUUCUAUUAGAGCUUUUCCUUUAGGUGGGUUCGUUGGGUUUCCUGAUAAUGAUCCAGAGAGUGGUAUACCUGUUGAUGAUGAAAACUUGCUUAAGAAUAGACCAAUAUUAGAUAGAGUUAUUGUGAUAUCAGCUGGUGUAGUUGCUAAUAUAAUCUUUGCAUAUGUUAUAAUAUUUAUUCAAGUUUUAUCAGUUGGUUUGCCUGUUCAAGAGUCCUUUCCUGGGGUGCUUGUGCCCGAGGUUCGAGCAUUUUCCGCUGCUUCCCGUGAUGGAUUGUUUCCUGGUGAUGUACUCCUCUCUGUUAACGGUGUGGAAUUCCCAAAAACUGGGCCUAGUGCUGUUUCUGAGAUUGUUGAUAUUAUUAAGAAAAGUCCCAAGAGAAAUGUGAUACUUGAAGUUGGGAGGGGAGAGCAGAAAUUUGAAAUUGGGAUCACCCCAGAUGAGAAUUUUGAUGGUACUGGUAAAAUUGGGGUUCAAUUGUCACCAAAUGUGAAGUUUACAAAGGUUAGGCCCAAGAAUCUGCCGGAGGCUUUUAGAUUUUCUGGAAAAGAAUUCUGGAGUCUCACUUCGAAUGUCUUGGAUAGCUUAAAACAAACAUUUCUGAACUUCUCACAAACGGCUAGUAAGGUAUCAGGUCCUGUUGCGAUUAUUGCUGUAGGUGCAGAAGUUGCUAGAUCAAAUAUUGAUGGACUUUACCAGUUUGCAGCCGUGCUCAAUAUUAACCUUGCAGUGAUCAACCUUCUCCCGUUACCUGCUUUGGAUGGGGGUUCACUGGCCUUGAUUCUUAUAGAGGCUGCUAGAGGUGGGAGAAAGCUUCCUCUGGAACUAGAGCAACGGAUUAUGUCCUCAGGAAUUAUGCUUGUUAUACUGCUUGGGUUAUUUCUGAUCAUCCGGGACACCCUUAACCUUGAUUUUAUCAAAGAAUUGUUGUGAUCACUUCUUUAGUUUUGGGAGCCCAUAGGCAAUUCGGGUGGGAUAGAUUGCUGGGGAAGCUGAUGUUAGAUCGUCCUGUUGCUAGUGUUGUCCUAUGAAGGGGAUGAAGUGAGUUCAUUGUAGAUGAUUCGUGUUGUUUAUUGCCUCUGCCAAGAUGCUAUUUCGCAGGUAUUCGAUUCUUCAUUAUCUCCUUUUUACUUCAUUCAACUUUAUGACUUCCUUAUGGUGUUGUAAACUGUAGAUUCUUGAAUGACAUUGGCACAGUUUGUGCACUUAAAUCCCAUGCUUCAUGAUAAUCACAAAGAUCUAUGUAAUCAUAACAUUAGCUUGUGAAAGUGAUCUCAAGUAUUCAUGGAUGCCAUGAGAUGGAAUAUAUCAUUCAGCAAAACAUCUUUGCACA
Molecule: messenger RNA, 1925 nt
Organism: Mangifera indica (mango)
Lineage: Eukaryota; Viridiplantae; Streptophyta; Magnoliopsida; Sapindales; Anacardiaceae
Product: membrane metalloprotease ARASP, chloroplastic
Exons: 1
Coding region: 158-1525 (455 amino acids)
Biological process (GO): proteolysis
Cellular component (GO): membrane
Molecular function (GO): protein binding; metalloendopeptidase activity
Source: RefSeq, a predicted model, not a curated record